AUGCACGGCAUCAGCAGGAGCGAGACCGACGGGUCAAAUAACGACAGCACGAAGAAGGAGAAGGAGUUCGUCAAUGUCCUCGAGCCUGUCGCUUCCACCCGCGUUGCACGCAUUUACGAAGACCCAAAUGCGUUGGCACAACCCGAAGACACUCAUGUCGGAGAGUUUGGCACAAAACGUGACCUGAAAGCCCGCCAUGUCUCUAUGAUUGCACUCGCUGGUACAAUCGGAACUGGUCUCUUCCUCGGUUCCGGCUCAGCGUUAGCCAAUGGCGGCCCGGUCGGCUUCUUCCUUGGUUAUACAAUUGUCGGAUGUCUGGUUGGUAUGAUGAUGUACUGUUUGGGUGAAAUGACCGUCUUCGCACCCAACAUUGGUGGAUUUAUCGAAAUGGGCAACAAAUACUUGUCACCUGAGAUGGGAUUCGCAAUGGGCAUUAACUACAUUCUCCUCACUGGAUUCACGGUACCGACAGAAAUUACCGCGAUCGGCCUCAUGAUCGGAUUUUGGGAUGAAUCGUCGUCGCACCUAGGCAUAUACAUCGCCGUAUUCCUGGUUGUGUGUGUCGCCACCAACUUCCUUGGUGUCAAGUGGUAUGGGGAGGUCGAGUUCUUCUUCGCCUGUCUUAAGAUCGCUCUCUUAGUCGCAUUGAUCAUUUUCGGCCUCGUAGCUAACGCCGGAGGCAUCAAUGGCGUCUAUACUGGUGGCAAAUACUGGCGCGAGGAGCCCUGGAACGACGACUUCGGCGGAAUCACUCCCGUCAACACCGCGCGGUUCCUUGGCUUCUGGAAGGUGCUUACCCAGGCAGCCUUCGCUUACGGCGGUGUCGAGUCCAUUGGUGUCAUCGCUGGUGAGGCCCACAACCCACGCAAGACCAUGAAGUCGGCCACAAAGACUGUCUUCUACCGAAUCGUCGGCCUGUACGUCACAGCCGUCCUCAUCAUCGGCCUCAACGUCUCUCAGAACUCUCCUGAGCUGCUCAGCGCCGUCAGCUCCGGCGGUCACACAGCCGCCUCGUCGCCCUUCGUCGUUAUCUGCCAGCAGACCGGAGUCAAGGUGAUGCCCUCGGUGAUCAACGCCAUCGUCAUGACUAGCGCCCUCUCAUCGGGCAACGAGAACGCCUACGGCCUAUCCCGCACGAUGAUGGCCCUGGCUCGUCAGCGCUCAAUGCCUUCCGUCUUCCUCAAGACCAGCCGCGUCGGCACACCCUAUGUUGGUGUCAUAGUAGCUUUCUGCUUCGGUCUCCUGGCGUUCCUGUCCGUCUCCAACGGCUCCAACCAGGCCUUCACCUGGCUGUCGAACCUGUCCGCCCUGUCGUCGCUCAUCGCCUGGACCUGCAUCUGCUCCUGCUACGUUCGCUUCAAGGGCGCCUUGGACGCCCAGGGCAUCGACCGCCGCAACCUGUCUCUUCGCGGCUGGGGCCAGCCCUACAUGGCGUACACGUGCAUCUUCUUCUUCAUACUCAUCAUCUUCUUCAACGGCUUCGGGGCCUUCCUCGGCGGCUUCAGCGUCGCGGACUUCUUUGCGAGCUACAUCACCAUUCCCGUCUUCGCCGUCGCCUGGCUCGGCUUCCGCCUCUACAGCGCAAAGGCUGGCAACCCGACCGGCCUGACGCCGCUUGACCAGAUCGACCUCAGCAGGGGUCCUGCCGCGGCGCUGAAGGAUACGAAGUACGACCUCGGUGCACCGGGUCCUAUGAUGAUGACGUCGAGCAAAUAG
Diaporthe citri is the source of this 1716-nucleotide messenger RNA. RefSeq lists its product as uncharacterized. The record is from RefSeq and is a predicted model, not a curated record. Gene Ontology annotation, cellular component: membrane. Gene Ontology annotation, biological process: amino acid transmembrane transport. The transcript is spliced from 3 exons. Bases 1 to 1716 code for a protein of 571 amino acids. Gene Ontology annotation, molecular function: amino acid transmembrane transporter activity. NCBI's taxonomy places the organism in Eukaryota, Fungi, Ascomycota, Sordariomycetes, Diaporthales, Diaporthaceae.